GAGAAGAUGGAGAAGUUCCAGCAGUUUGAGAAGUUCCAGGCCAACAUGGAGGAACACAGGCAGAAGGCAGAAAAUAUGACGAAGCUCCAGGGAGUGCUUAGACUCCAUGCUCAGGUCCACAAAGAGCAGGAGUUCGCCGAGAUGAUGAAGACCUUUACCCAGAAGAAGAAGCAGUACGUGUUCACCGUCGUGUAUGAACUGAUGAAGUUCUGCAAGUGCAGCGAGUCUAUCAUGGAUCUCCAACGCUUCUUCAAUCCCGACAGCGUGCGCAACAUGAACGAGGUGCACAGCAACAACACUGAAGUAAUGGACAUCGACGAACACCUGGCCUUCCCACACCCAAGGACACAAGAAGAGGCCAAGAAAAUGUUCAUGAAGGGGCUUGUGAAGACGCUGUGUGUGAGCGCAAAGGAGUACGUGCAUCACGUGAGGAUGUUCGCCGCCCAUCACCUUGCUCAUCACUUCGCCAUGGAGACCAUGGGAGACAUGCAGACAGCGGGCAACACGGGCGACAUGCAGCCAAUGGGAGGCAUGAUGUCUGAUGAUAAAUCUGGAAAUUACGGCUUUUAGGCUUUUAGAUGCCGAGACUCACAGAGACGUGAAGCACGUGUACAUGAAGAUCAGUUACGUAAGACGCG
This is a messenger RNA of Haliotis rubra (blacklip abalone), 638 nucleotides long. RefSeq lists its product as uncharacterized. The transcript has 4 exons. Bases 7 to 570 code for a protein of 187 amino acids. The record is from RefSeq and is a predicted model, not a curated record. NCBI's taxonomy places the organism in Eukaryota, Metazoa, Mollusca, Gastropoda, Lepetellida, Haliotidae.